UUGAAGGAGAGGAGCCCAGGAGGAGCGAAACAUGGCGACCUCGAAUAAUCCGCGAAAAUUCAGUGAAAAGAUCGCGUUACACAACCAGAAGCAAGCGGAAGAGACGGCUGCGUUCGAGGAGGUGAUGAAAGACCUGAGCAUUACUCGCGCGGCGCGUUUACAAUUACAGAAGACUCAGUAUUUACAGCUCGGUCAGAACCGAGGACAGUACUACGGCGGCUCUUUGCCAAAUGUCAACCAGAUUGGAAACACCACCAUUGACCUUCCCUUUCAGGUGAGGAGCACACUGACAGGUGAAAUUAAGAAUGCAUAUGUGGAAUGCAAAUUGGGUACUGACUUCAAGUUUGUUGGUUUUCAUCAGACUCCUUUUCAGAAUUCGGGAUUGGACACAAGCAGAACAACUCGUCACCAUGGGCUGGUGGACAGGGUCUACCGGGACAGGAAUCGCAUCACGUCGCCCCACCGCAGACCUCUCUCUGUGGACAAACAUGGCCGUCAAAUUGAUAGCUGUCCGUAUGCCUCUGUGUAUCUGUCACCCCCACCUGAUACCAGCUGGAGGAGGACCAACUCAGACUCUGCCCUGCAUCAGAGCACUUUGAACCCAAACCCACAAGAUGCAUUUGCAGUAGGGUCCCAAGAUUUGCAGCAAAAACAAGUUCUUCUUCUCACUAUGCCUGGAACAGGGGAACCUAAAAGUGACAUGGACAAAGAAGGUCAAAAGCAGAUAUGGGAUCACAAAAAGACUACUUCACCAAGGCCCAAGUCAAACAAAAUACCUGGAAUCAACAUAUUUCCAUCUCCAGAUCAGGAAAUGAUUGCAUCUCUAAUCCCAGCGGCACACAACACGGGCGGAUCUUUGCCAGACCUGACCAACAUCCAGAUUCCCCCUCCUCUCCCCACACCCCUGGACCCUGAUGACUCCUCUUCCUCUCUCAGUGCCUCCAACAGCACUGGCAACCUGGCCAACACUCACAUGGGCCUCACGUCUGUCAGCCAAGGUGUGACAUCAGCCCAGCCUACAGCGACAGUGAGUAUUCAGCGCCGCCAUGAGAAUGUAGUUCCUCUGAUCCUCAACAUAGACUCCCAGCAGCACCCGAGUCUUCAGCAGCUGUCGCCCACACUCUCUCCUCCGCUCUCUCUUGCACAGGUGGUGGCAAUAGAUGCCAUGACACUGGAGCAGCAGUUGGCUCAGUAUGCGUUCUUCAGUCAGCCGUCCACACAGACACAGGGGGCCGGUGGGCUUCCCCAGCUCCAGCAGAACGCCCAGCUGCCAUCUGUCUCCAGCAGUCAGACACAAACCUCUGUGGGCAUUGAUAUUAACACGGCUGCCUCCCUCCAGCAGUUCCGCUGUAGGGUGGGGUCUUCGGCCAAUCAGUCUCCAACCUCUCCGGUCUCCAAUCAAGGCUUCUCUCCGGGGGGCUCGCCUCAACACUCAUCCAUUCUCGGAAGUGUCUUUGCUGAUGCCUUUUACGACCAACAGCUGUCCCCUCGGCAAACCAACGCUUUGUCUCAGCAGCUGGAGCAGUUUAACAUAAUUGAGAAUCCCAUCAGCUCAAACAGUCUGUACACUGAGGGAUCCACUCUAAACUACUCUCAAGCUGCGAUGCUAAACCUCACCGGGAGCCACGGCAGCCUGCAGGACUCGCAGCAGCUAGGCUACAGCAGCCAUGGGAACAUCCCCAACAUCAUUCUCACAGUUGCAGGAGAGUCUCCCCUGAGCCUAUACAAAGAGUUGUGCAACUCUCUGACAGGUGACGUGAGCUUUGACGCAGAUUCCCAGUUCCCUCUGGAUGAGCUGAAAAUCGAUCCGCUGACGCUGGAUGGCCUGCACAUGCUCAACGAUCCAGACAUGGUUCUGGCCGACCCUGCAACAGAAGAUGCUUUCCGGAUGGACAGACUGUAAAUCUUUAGGUAUACCAUGUUCAUUUGUCCUUCUUUGAGAUGGGUGUUUAAAUGGGAGAGAAGCAGCAUGUUUGGGGGACACUUUGACCCUGUUUCUCAAAGCCCGUCCUCUGGGAAGAGAUUGCUGAGAAUGCUGCCACAGCAUACUAGGGGAAAAAUGGGAAAGCAGUGCUGCCACAUCUAACGAAUCAAGCUUUUGAGAAAGCAGCCCAUCGUUUCUUAGGAUUAUACACUCGCACCUCAGCAAUUGUGAUUCUUUUAGCUCUAUAGAGAGAAUGUGACACUACAUAAGUUCCCUCUUAACAUUCAAACAUGCGCUCUUCCAUUUCAUUUCCUCCUCCUGAUGCCUGCCAUACAUGCCUGUUACUUUCCUUUUUCUUUAAGUAUGAAUAUUUAGUUAUGCACUUUUUAUACAUGCAUAUGCCACCAAAAACAUAGUUUAUGAUCCGUUUUGAAUUUAUUUUCCUAUACAAAUAUUUCUUGCUUGAAAAAACAUGAAUGGUUCAAAAGGAGUGUUAAUCCUCCCCAUUUUAAGGGCAGCUUUCUUGCACCUGCAACACGUCAACAACACUAAUGUACUUCAGUGCAGUCUGGACAUAUGAUUGUAAUGUUUUAUAGAUGUCUAGUUUUGUCAUGUCGUUUUAGAUAGUGGUACAGUGCUUAUGUGUACUCAAGAUGAUCAAUUUCAUCUGGCUGAAAAGUGUGCAACUGGAAAUCUGGAUAUCAAAAGACACAUUUACACGUUUAAUGGGAUAAGUUCUGUCAUCAUCUGCUCACCCUUGUAUGCCUUUUAUUUGUGGAAGAAAAUAUUUUUGUCCAUACAUUAAAAGUCAGAGUCAUCCCAUUGACUUUCAUUGUUUUGUCACACACACAAAAAAGAAACUCGUACAGGUUUGGAAUGAUGAGAGUGAGUAAAUGAUGAAAUAACUUUUCAUUUUUGAGUGAACUGUCCCUUUAAAAUGUGCAGUAUAUGCACACAAACAAUGUAAAAGGAAGUGGCUAGUGAACAAUUGGUUAUGCAUUUAGGAAACCUUUUCAUGCCAGUAAUAUGGUGUUUUAAAUCAACAGACUUAUAUAAUAGAUGUACAGUAUGUAGUGUUAGAGUUAGGCCUAAAAUCUCGGCCAUGGUAACUGGUACAGUCAAAAUGAUGCUACAAACUUUACUCUGAAAGAAACAUUAUCUGACAGUAUGUGAUCAUGAUGAUCGUUUGCAUAUAUGUAUCAGAACUAUUCACUGUGAUAACCAGAUUCUGCCUUACACUGAAGAUGCAGUUUUUCGUCCAUUUUGUUCUCCGUAGCUGAAGGUGUUUUCUGGUACUGUAACUCACGAGGUUGUCCUGGCACACAGUUCUCAUUCAUCUACUGGUGGACUUGUGCCCAAAUGGAGAGGUUUACUGCUCUUUUUAAAUCCUGUCACUAUCAUCUUUUUCUCAUGUCUCUCAGACUUUUAUACUCUUACCACUUUUGUGUCAGAAUUUUGUUUACAAUUUGAAAACAUUAAUAUGAUCUUAAUGUUUAAAUUAUUGAAAUGCU
This is a messenger RNA of Carassius carassius (crucian carp), 3435 nucleotides long. It is a transcript of the gene crtc1a, whose product is annotated as CREB regulated transcription coactivator 1a. Lineage: Eukaryota; Metazoa; Chordata; Actinopteri; Cypriniformes; Cyprinidae. Gene Ontology annotation, molecular function: cAMP response element binding protein binding. Bases 32 to 1903 code for a protein of 623 amino acids. Gene Ontology annotation, biological process: protein homotetramerization; positive regulation of transcription by RNA polymerase II. Gene Ontology annotation, cellular component: cytoplasm; nucleus. The transcript has 13 exons. The record is from RefSeq and is a predicted model, not a curated record.